Molecule: messenger RNA, 1348 nt
Organism: Microplitis mediator
Lineage: Eukaryota; Metazoa; Arthropoda; Insecta; Hymenoptera; Braconidae
Gene: Arl6
Product: ADP-ribosylation factor-like protein 6
Exons: 3
Coding region: 693-1265 (190 amino acids)
Biological process (GO): protein localization to cilium; intracellular protein transport; vesicle-mediated transport
Cellular component (GO): cytoplasm; axoneme
Molecular function (GO): GTPase activity; GTP binding
Source: RefSeq, a predicted model, not a curated record
UAUUUCAGAAUUUUGAAAAAAUUUUCGAAAAUUUUUUUUUUUCAAUUUCAUAUUCCGAUCCGAAGAAAAACAGUAAAUGGACAGUAAAAUAAUUCUGGCCAAUCUAGAAUUAAUUUUGCUGCAGAAAAUAAAAUUUACUGUAUAAAAAAUUAUUUCCUGGGCUAAAUGGACCAUCCUCAAUAAAAAGUGAAAAAACGUUUUUUUUAUUUAAAAAAAUUAAUGAAUAUAAUAAAAUUAUUUACAUGUAAUUUCAAUACUGAUAGUAAAAGUCGGCAACAAUACAAAGAGUUCCCUGAUCAUGACUUUCUGAAAAAAAAUUUUGAAAAAAAAUUUGACGACACUUAAAAUUCCGGGAUAAUAAAUUAUUUAAAUUUCACCUGGGAAUUCUACAAAAAAAUGGUGAAAAAAGUAGUAGAUAACGAUCAAGAACAAUUUUGUGUAAAAAAAAAUUUUUACCCAAUUUUUAAGAUGGUCCGUUUUGCCCUCCCUCCCUCUAUAAGUAUAAAAAUAUUGAUUAUUUCAUUUUAGUAUAGCUUAUGAUACCUACAAGAAGUAUACCUGACAAUUAUUGAUUUAACUAACGUUGAAACCCUCGUAUUUUGAGGCAGUUGCGUAAAAUAAUGACAAUAAUGUGGAGAUAAUACUUGACUAAUGUAAAAUAAUAAAAAAAAAUUAAGUGUGUAAAUUAAAAUAUGAAAUUAUUUGAUCGUCUAGCUCAUGCAUUAGGGCUGAAGAAAAAAGAAGUUAAUGUAUUAGUUGUCGGACUCAAUAAUAGUGGUAAGUCAACGGUGAUAAAUCAAUUCAAACGCGAGGACGACAGGUGCAUAGACAUUGUGCCUACUGUUGGGUUUAAUGUGGAAAAAUUCGCAUUUAAAAAUGUUCACUUUACAGCAUUCGAUAUGUCUGGACAUGACCGAUAUCGAUCAUUAUGGGAGCAUUAUUACAAAGAAUGUCAAGGAAUUAUUUUUAUUAUCGAUAGCAGCGAUAAAUUACGACUUGUUGUUGUUAAAGAAGAGCUAGACAUGUUACUUCAACAUCCAGAUAUUGUUGGACGAAAAAUUCCUAUGUUGUUUUUGGCAAACAAAAUGGAUUUGCCGGAUUCAUUAACAACUGUUAAACUUGUGGCAGCUCUUGGACUUGACAGAAUUCAUAAUAAACCCUGGCACAUACGAGCUACGAAUGCCGUUACUGGAGAAGGAUUACAAUCAGCUAUUGAAUGGCUUACUGAUCAAAUUCGUGACAUUUUUAUUAAUAAAAAAAGAUAAUAAUAAUGAUAAUAUAAUUUGUAUCUACUUUUGUAAAUAAUGAUUAGUAAAGUGGAAGCUUGAUUUCUUGAAAUAAAUAUUAU